UUUAAAGGUCAUUAUAUGUUUAACAUAAGCAUGACAAUGAAGGCAGAAACCUUGAAGGAUGGUAUUAAGUCAUCUAAAUACAUAAAAAUGAAAACUGUGUGUUUCCAAAAAUGUUGUGAACAAAAUUAAAAGGCAAAAGACAAACUGAGGAAACUAUUUGCAACAUAAAUGGCAAUGGAGAAAUAUCCUCACUAUGGAAAUAAAGAUGGGAAAAGAGAAAUUGAGCAUGAAAUUGAUGCUCCUAAGGGUUCUGGCAGAGGUUGCUGCUUGUCCUCUGAUGUCCAUUCUCUGCUUUCAGAGUAAGUGAACUCCAGAUUUUUAGGUAAGUAGGUUCAUGAUCUCUCAGAACAUAGACUACAUCUCCCAGCAUCCCUUGCAGCUAGGUGUAGCUGUCAGUUUCUAUCCUGCCUCCUGAAUUGUGGGUGUGGUUGUGGUGUGCCAUUUUGGACUAGGUAGAGGAAGGUCUAGAGACUGCCAAGCAACAAGAUGGAAGGAGCUUGAAUCUCUGGUACCUUAAAGAGACAGCUGCCAUACUAGUUAGCCCUAACCACCAACCAACAGAACGUAGUGUGAGAACAUAUAUCAUUUUGCCAUCAAACAUAACUGUUGAGCUAUUACUAUUAAAAAAAGAAACCACAAACCACCACUCUUCAAAACCCCAAACCAAAAACCACAUGAAAACGAAAGGCUGGAUCUAACUUUGGGGGACUGGUUAUCAGGGAGGAAGAGAAACAGUGGGGGAUGGGGAGGGGCUGGAGAAAAUGUAGUCAGACACAUGGGGAAAAACAAGGUAACAGUCAUGGACACAAGAGAGAAGAUGAGUCAUCAAUGAUCAAACACUUCAAAGAGACAAAGGAACAGUUAGAAUGGAGUAAAGGGCAUUGUAUUUGGCCAUGAGAUCACUAGGAAACUUAGGGAGCACCAUCUUGGGUGACUGGUGGGGACAUCGUGAGAUUUCAGAGGGUUAAGGCGGGACUAGGUGGUAACUGACACAUACUCACUGAGAGGCCUGAUGGAGGGAGGAGGGCAGUGGAAGCCGCUAGGGCAAAAGGACAACAAUUCCCGCCUUCUAGGGUGGGAGGACCUGUGUAGUGGAGCUUCUGCCCGAUACCGUUCUUCGGCGUUGGCUGCCAUUUUAGUUUUCGGAUUGCUUUGGGCCAAGUUUGGACAAUAUAAGAAGUGAAAGACUUUAUUAGUACUGAGGAAGUAGAAAGAGAAGGUAAUGAUGGAAGGGCCCAAGGAGUUCUGGAGUGUUCCUGAGGAGCUAAGACAAAGGGCGGGAACCAGCCUUGUAAGUCAGGGGUAGCAAGGCUUGGCCAGCUGGAGGCAAUGAGAGCUCCAGAACCAGAUAGGCUCGGUUUGGGCUUCCAUCUGGACUGUUUAUUGUCGGUGUGGCUCUGAUCUCUCUGGGUCUGUUUCUUCCUCUGCCAAAUGGAGAGUUUCCUCUUUGACAGAGUUAUUGUGGGGGGUCAAAGGAGAGAGUGUGUGUAGACACCAGCAUAACCGUAGACAGUUCAUAGUCCCCUUCUGCGUUUUGCAUUCACUGCUAGAAACGCACUACAACGUAGUUAUUUUUGGACAGUGAAAAAAUUUAAUAUUAAUCGUCAAAAAUUUAUUUAAUAUUAAUCGUCAAAAUCUAUCAUUAAAGGUCGAAUUUUGUGAAUUUUCCCUCCAAUUAGAAGCAUUACCUUUUUUAAAAAAAAUAGCCCAUCUGUCUUCCAACCCACGGCAUUGUGAGCAAACUGAGUUUCAUUGGAGCCAGGAAAGUCCCAUUCAGCCGGUGAUAACCUCUUACAUUUAUACUGCAAUUUAGCUUUGCACAGUGGCAGUAUCAUAGCCAACGAGGUUUAUCGGAGGCACGAUUACUGCUGAUUGAAAACUUUUCCCUCUACUACAGUUUACACAUCGUAAGUCGUUCUUUAGUUGUAUUGUAUUUGAUUCUGAUGCUGGGAGAAGAGGCAGAGGUUGGGAUCCUUAUUUUGCAACUAAAAAACAAAAAACAAACAAAAAACACUUAGGAAGGGAAGUGCUGAGAAACUAACCAGACUCACUUGGUAGUUCAUGCUCACAAAUCGCAUUUUCUUUUUUAAAACAGAGUUGCUAAAUCGGGAAUGCGAUUAAAACGUGCAUUUUGAUGUUAGGACAGUUGACAAAGCCUCUCACCCAGUCUUUGUGGAGAAGUUGGGGAAAUGUGAUCUGAGUGGAGUGGGUGGCACUCUGAAUUAGACAAUCAGCAGUGGCCCCAAAAUGUUGAAGAAAGAAGUGGAUCAGUGCCAACCUGGACCAAGUGCUUCACUCCAGCGCCUGUCCCAGUAAAUUUUUUAUUGAUAACUCUGAUAAAGUCACAGAAGUCAAGGUCAACAUAUCUGUAGUUGUUAAAGCUGGGAGUGAUACUUAAUACUUUAGAUAGGAGAAUUCAUCUUGAAAAAGAUCUUGUGCAAUGAACAAAAAUUUAAUAGGGAUGCAUGCAAAACCUGUUCUCCCUUCAAAAGAAUUUGCAACCCAACCGUGGGAUGGAGGAGAUGGUGUUAAGCAGCCUGUGGACUCCAAGUUGCUUCAUUGGUGCAAGUUCAGUGCAAACCAAGAACUGUUGCAGCCCAGGGAGGAGGAGACAGACCAGGCUGCCGCAGGGUCACGUGACACAAGGGUCACGUGACACCGGCGGGGCAGGGUUGGGGUUGGCGUUGUUCAGCCUGGGGAAGAGGAUACCAGCCGGGUCAAGGGGUAGAACUGGUUUCACGAAAAGGCAGUUGGUUGCGUCGUAGAAGAGGGACUAGCCCGUGGCUGCUGAGGGGAGAAUUAGAAUCCAUGGAAGGUAGUUCCACAUAGGGAAGCAGAUUUGGAUUCAAUACACGACAGAACUUUUCCAGCAAUUUGACCUGCUCAACAGUGAGUGGGGCUGUUUCGUCCGUGGAAGUGGAUAAUUUACCAGUUAUUAAAGAUAUUUGGGACAGGAGUGUGUAGGGGUGGGAAUUUAGACACAGUGACAAUCACGAGGAUAACUAACUUUUAUUUCGUUCCCACAGCUACCCUGAGAGGUAAAUAGUAUCUCCAUUUUGCAGGUGAGGAAACUGAGAUGCCUAGAGGUUAAGUGACUUGUCCAAGGUCACCCAACAGCUCUCCAGUGGCUCGGAGGACCCAGGCUCUCCCCUUGUCCUCUCCUCGCCUCGCUCGUCCCCCCUGGAAUAAAAGUAUCGGCGAGCCCCACAGGCCCAGAGAAGGCCGAAGUUCAGGAACUGCUCCGAGGGUCCCGCGCUGAGAGCUCUCCAUCUUUUCCCCCUUGCUUCUCCUGCCCACGCGUCUUGGACAUGCCAGGAUUUAAAAGGAUACUCACUGUGACCAUUCUGGCUCUCUGUCUUCCAAGUCCUGGGAAUGCACAGCAACAAUGCACUAACGGCUUUGACCUGGACCGCUCAUCAGGACAGUGUUUAGAUAUUGAUGAGUGCCGGACCAUCCCCGAGGCCUGCCGAGGAGACAUGAUGUGUGUUAACCAAAACGGCGGGUAUUUAUGCAUCCCCCGAACAAACCCAGUGUAUCGAGGGCCCUACUCCAACCCCUACUCCAACCCCUACUCAGGUCCGUACCCAGCAGCUGCACCCCCGCUGUCAGCUCCAAACUACCCCACGAUUUCGAGGCCUCUCAUGUGUCGCCUUGGAUACCAGAUGGAUGAAGGCAACCAGUGUGUAGAUGUGGACGAGUGUGCAACGGAUUCCCACCAGUGCAACCCUACCCAGAUUUGCAUCAACACAGAAGGAGGGUACACCUGCUCCUGCACUGACGGCUAUUGGCUGCUCGAAGGCCAGUGCUUAGACAUUGAUGAAUGUCGCUACGGCUACUGCCAGCAGCUGUGUGCGAAUGUUCCUGGAUCUUAUUCCUGUACGUGCAACCCUGGUUUCACCCUCAACGAGGAUGGAAGGUCUUGCCAAGACGUGAACGAGUGUGCAACUGAGAACCCCUGCGUGCAAACCUGCGUCAACACCUAUGGCUCUUUCAUCUGCCGCUGCGACCCGGGAUAUGAACUUGAGGAUGAUGGAGUUCAUUGCAGUGAUAUGGACGAGUGCAGCUUCUCUGAGUUCCUCUGCCAACAUGAGUGUGUGAACCAGCCUGGCACGUACUUCUGCUCCUGCCCAGCUGGGUACAUUCUGCUGGAUGACAACCGAAGCUGCCAGGACAUCAAUGAGUGUGAGCACAGAAACCACACGUGCAUCCUGCAGCAGACUUGCUACAAUUUGCAAGGGGGCUUCAAGUGCAUUGACCCCAUCCGCUGCGAGGAGCCUUAUCUGCGGAUCAGCGAUAACCGCUGUAUGUGUCCCGCUGAGAAUCCUGGCUGCAGAGACCAGCCCUUCACCAUCUUGUACCGGGAUAUGGACGUGGUGUCUGGACGCUCUGUUCCUGCUGACAUCUUCCAAAUGCAAGCAACGACCCGCUACCCUGGGGCUUAUUACAUUUUCCAGAUCAAGUCUGGGAAUGAGGGCAGAGAAUUCUAUAUGCGGCAAACAGGCCCCAUCAGUGCCACCCUGGUGAUGACACGCCCCAUCAAAGGGCCCCGGGAAAUACAGCUGGACUUGGAAAUGAUCACUGUCAACACCGUCAUCAACUUCAGAGGCAGCUCCGUGAUCCGACUGCGGAUAUACGUGUCUCAGUACCCGUUCUGAGCCCUGGGCUGGAGCCUCUGACACUGCCUCUCAACAGCAUCAAGGGACAGGAGAAGCGAAGGAACCAGAGGGAGAAUGAGAGCGAGAAAGACGUGAUGCCCUUCCUGCCGAAUGUCUCCUGGGGAGUCAGCCCCGAGUCCUGACCACACCUGUAUUAUUAUAAACCCCGUCCCGUCACUUUGAAGGACAUGCUUCCCCAGUUGCUAUGACACAGUUAUCAAAAAGCAUUAUCAUUGGCACCCUAACCUGAGAUCGACGGUGAUUUUUCAAGGCCUUCAGUUUAUUUCCAUAUUUUUCAAAGAAAAUAGAUUAGGUUGGCUGGGGUCUGAGUCCACGUUCAAAAACUGUGAACCGCUUCCUCUCACCUGCUCCAGGCCUUCUUUCUAUCUCUCGCUGAUUGCUUCUUUGCCAAGGCCCAAAAUGCUCCUGCGGAUGCUGGGUGUAGCUAGCUUGCUUCUUGCAUGUACAGAGAAGGCUAUGGAAAGAAACCACAGCAGGAUCUAAGGGUUUUUAAAGAGUCUAUUUCAAAGCCAUGUCUGGUAUUUUCAGCCAUAAAAGAAGUUUUAGUUGUCCUUAAAUCUGUAUAACUGUUUAAUCCUUUCUUGUUCAUUUGAGUAUUUUUUUUUUUUUAAUCCACGGUAGAAUUCCUUCAAAAGGCCUUAAGGCACGUGUUAUGUUCUGUCUUCCCAAACCCAGUCUCCUCUCCAUUUUAGCCCAACGUUUUCUUUGAGGACCCCUUCAUCAUGCUUCCUUUAGAAUUUUUACACAACUGGGUUGGAAGGCAGAGGUCUCCAAACUGAUUAAAUAUUUGAAGAGA
Molecule: messenger RNA, 5472 nt
Organism: Orcinus orca (killer whale)
Lineage: Eukaryota; Metazoa; Chordata; Mammalia; Artiodactyla; Delphinidae
Gene: FBLN5
Product: fibulin 5
Exons: 12
Coding region: 3309-4655 (448 amino acids)
Molecular function (GO): calcium ion binding
Source: RefSeq, a predicted model, not a curated record